Drosophila hydei is the source of this 1035-nucleotide messenger RNA. RefSeq lists its product as uncharacterized. The transcript has a single exon. Bases 170 to 355 code for a protein of 61 amino acids. Lineage: Eukaryota; Metazoa; Arthropoda; Insecta; Diptera; Drosophilidae. The record is from RefSeq and is a predicted model, not a curated record.
CCAGAAAUCAGUUCAGCCAAAGGCAGCAACGAGCUAGGACGACCACUGGACUGGCAAUUGGAAUAGAAACGGAGCAAGAGGAAGUGGAAGAGGAAGAGGAAUAGGAAAAAGCAAAUUCAAAUAUAAGUUCCGCUAUUGACAAUUAGAGACGGACAGAGAUCCUGGCAAGAUGUGCGACUGCGGCUGUUACUCGUAUUGCUUGCACGACACGACGUCCUGCUACAGCCAUUACCAUUCCCAUUCGCAUUCGCACCAUUGCUGCGCUGGCUAUAAGUAUCUGAAGUGCCUGUGUCGCUAUUACCGCCAUGUGCACUGCACCUGCUCCUGUUGGCGCCGAAAAUGUUACCUGCUCUAAAGCCCAAUCGAGACACAUUUGACAUUGACAGCCUGACAGGAUGGAGGAUGCGAGCAGCGAAUCCCAGCACCAUUAAAAAUCACAACUCAAACAAUGCAAACAAAAAACAGAAACUAGCAAAAAGCAAAUGAUAAAGUCCUUUAAGUAGUUGCAUAACACUUGGCUGCAUCGUUGGAGGAGCUGCCAGCGUCUCUAAUGGAUGAUUGGGGGUGCGAUUGCGACGAUAGCAACUAGCGUGCAUACAGGUCGUAUGUGCAACGUUUUCAGUUGACUGGGUGAGUGCGAGUGUGACUGCGAGUGAGAGAGACAGAGACAGAGACAGAGACAGAGAGCGAGGGAGCGAAAGAGAUGGAGCGAGCGAUGUGGCCAACUUGUUAUGGAUCAACUAUACUUGGUGCAGAGUAUCUCGCGCAAACGAAUUCCAUUUAACUAACUCACCAUGUAUAAUCCAACAUACUAACUAGUUAAUAUAUAAAGCAAAUGUCACACACACAAACACCUUUACACACACACUUACACCAAUAAGUUUAGUGCAUAAGUUUAUCUUCCAAGCACAAGAUAGAUAUUUGUUAUCGAUAAAUGUUAGUUGUAGUUAUCGAUUCUACUGAUCAUCAUGUUGAUGAUAAUUUGCCAUAUUUGUAACGAUUCAAACAACAAAUCAAUAAAGUUUUAUUCCAACA